This is a messenger RNA of Polistes dominula (European paper wasp), 8537 nucleotides long. RefSeq names its product RNA-binding protein musashi (gene msi). Gene Ontology annotation, cellular component: cytoplasm. The record is from RefSeq and is a predicted model, not a curated record. Gene Ontology annotation, molecular function: mRNA binding. Gene Ontology annotation, biological process: regulation of translation. Lineage: Eukaryota; Metazoa; Arthropoda; Insecta; Hymenoptera; Vespidae.
GACACCCUCGCGCUCGAGGAUAAUCAAAGCUCAGUCGCAAGCCGAACAUCGUGCCGCGUAUACGUGUGCCUUUUGCUUAAAUAUAUAUCUAAUAUAACUCCCCCCCUCUCUUUCUCUAUUCCUACUUUUUACGUAUACAUACGUAUGUAUAGAAAUAUUGAAGUAAAUAAAAAAAAAGGCGCAAAACUCGCAAGAAAGCCACGCCGGACGGAGGUCUUUUCUCUUUCCUUCGUUUGAUUCUUUUUUACUCUCUCUCUCUCUCUCUCUCUCUCUCUCUCUCUCUCUCUCUCUCUCUCUCUCUAUUGUUUUUUUUCUUUUUGUGAACGUGUGUUCUGUGUAUCCUUCUUGUGUGUUGCGCGCCCGCGCAAACUGUCUAUCCAUUUCUUUUUCUCUCUCUUUCCCCCUUACCCCUUCUCUCUCUCUGUCUAUCUGUCUCUCGGUGUGUGUCUGGAAUUUGAUCGGCGACGUCAGCACGCCUUCGCUCGCUUCGAUACCUCAAUGCUCGAGCUGUCAGAGUAAACGGAGAUAGAGAGUUUCGAAGAAAGGUGCUUUUCCUGAAUAACACCGAGGAAAGUUUCGUCAUGAGGGAGGCAGAGAGAGCCGCAGUUAACAACGACCUUGCCGAAGAUCGAGAAUGGUAUGCAGCGUGUACGCGGGUGGAGUCGUAAUUCUGCUGGCAGCACGAUCGUCUCUCAGGCUUGCGUCCAUGCUACGUACAUCGUGGAUUCAACGUGGAACGUCAACGACCACCUAGCUGUAGUUAUCGUCACACCUUCACCCGCUAAAAAGACGCGCUGGGGCACGAUAAUGAUGCACAACGGCACGAUAUGUACCGAGACGAGCUUACACGUGUAACAAAUCCACCUCACUCUCUCUCUCUCUCUCUCUCUUUAUUUUUCUCUCUCUCUCUCUCUCUCUCUCUCUCUGUACGCUUGGGGCUUGUUAAAAGCUGCCUCGAAAGAAGUGGGAGUUAGAGAGAAAGAGUGGGAGGGAGGACGAAGAGGGUAAAAGUGUCUGGUGGGAGUCCAUUAACGAGUACCGUUUUCAUACCUCUUCUAUACUCUUUCUGUACUCUUUCCGUAGCCCUUCGCGACCAUCUCUCGUUCGUUCAGCACCCAUCUCUCUUAUUUUCCGUUUCUCCUUUCCGUCGUCUCCCCUCCCCUUUACCCCACCUCUUCAAAGAGCAUCCUAACGGCACAAUAGAUCGUUCAUUACCGAUACCGACUGCCUAAGGGACGAAGUGCUACCCGAAAGCAGAAAGAUAAUAAUGCGAGAAAGAAUAUUUCGUUGAAGAUAUCAAGGAUUUAGCAACUAUAGCGUCAACCCUUCUCACGUUCUUUCGUUAUCAUUGAAAGAUUUGAAUAACCGAGCCUAUAAACGUCUUCAAACGCGAAGACUUCAACGUCGAGUCUUUGAGAAUUAAGAGGCAAAAGUCGGUUUACGUGUGCGGUUAAUUUCAAGUUUCUAACCUUUUGUUUCUUUCCGAUAUAAUAGAAAUUUCUCUAGAACAAGAAAUUCAGUUGAGUUUUCCUUUAUAACAGUGGGUAUGUCUUACUUAACUAUUUGCCCAGACUUUCUUAAAAUUGAUCAUCUUGUUUGCUCGGUGAUAGAACUUUGUAACUCUAAGAAACGAAUUUAAAUACGGUACAGAUGAAUUCAACUUUGAAAACUUGUAAUUAGAUAUAGUAGAGAACGUCGGUGUCCUCGAGAAGAAAGGAAAGUAAUUGGUCGCGACCACCUAUGGCGGCCGCGAGCUUCCCACCAAAUUUCACGAACGUCGGCGUCGUAGAGAACUGCGCCGGCAUGGAGGCAGCGAACGGUGCUAUCGAGCACGAUUUUCACAAUGCUUUGGUACCAAUAAAUGGCAGCCAUUCUGGCAGCUCUGGUAGAAGUACGCCAAACGGAGGUGAUCCAGCACCAGGGAAACUAUUUGUCGGUGGUCUGUCGUGGCAAACCAGUAGCGAAAAACUCAGGGAAUAUUUUGGAAUAUUUGGGACUGUUACCGAUGUUCUCAUCAUGAAAGAUCCCGUUACACAGCGUAGUCGUGGGUUCGGCUUCAUCACGUUUGCCGAGCCCGGCAGCGUCGACAAGGUGCUGCAGCGUCCGGUCCACACCCUUGAUGGUAAGAAGAUCGACCCGAAGCACGCGACCCCGAAGAACCGCGCUAAGCAGGCUAAUCGGACGAAGAAGAUCUUCGUCGGCGGGGUCAGUCAGGAGACGAGUAGCGAGGAAGUCAAGGCCUACUUCAACCAAUUUGGCAAGGUCGAGGAAACGGUGAUGCUAAUGGAUCAGCAAACGAAACGACACCGGGGUUUCGGUUUCGUCACGUUCGAGAACGAGGACGUCGUGGACCGCGUCUGCGAGAUCCACUUUCACACGAUAAAAAAUAAAAAAGUCGAGUGCAAGAAGGCUCAGCCGAAGGAAGCGGUUCAACCGGGCGCCCUGGCCCUCGGUAAGAGAGUGGUCCUGGGUGCGUUGGGCGUCAGGUUGGCGCCCCAACCGCCGCUCCCCGUGACCGCGGCGGCCUCCCAGCUGGUGGCCGCCCAAGCGCAGGCCCAGGUUCAGGCAGCGGCAGCGGCCGCGGCCGCGGCCGCCCAAGUACAAAACGCGGUGGCCGGUUACGGCAAGUUGUUCGCCAGCGGCUAUCCCGCAUCGGCUCCUGGCAAUCCUUAUCAAGGUUAUUCCCUCACCAAUGUCGACAUGUCAAGUUUCCAAGGUGUCGAUUGGAGCUCCAUGUACGGCAUGGGCAUGUACGUCUAAACUACUCUCUCGCUCUUCCUAUCUUUUCUCCUCUCUCUUUCUCUCUCUCUCUCUUUAUCUCUCUCUUACCUUUGCAUUUCCUUCCUUCCUCCCUCCCUGUCUCCCUCCCUGUCUCCCUCUUCUCGAUCAUCAUCAAUCUGUCUGUCCGGCGAAAAAUCGGACGAGAAAAUUUACAAGUGCCUGCUGCUUAUCUCUCUGGAGUCUACGACGUCGACAACAAUAUCUUUCGGGGAAACGGGGGGGAGGGGAGGGGCAACAUCGAACGCACGCACCAUGAAAAAUAGAUCAAAAGUUCAAACCGAUAAAGACUGGAAUACGGGUAUGUACCGCAGGAUGACUGAUCUCGUCGAAUUAGAGAGAUAUUCGUAGCCACGAAUUCGAAUUAGAGUGCGCAAGUAGGGUUGCGUUAGAGAGUCGCGCGAUAUUGUUCAAAUGUAUCUCUAGUUAAGGACGAGCUCUCGUCGAGGAGAACAAACAAACAAACAAACAAACAAAAAACAAACCACGCGAUGCUUCCAAGUUAUUAUUUUUUUAUUUCGUUGUUUAUUUUCAUAUAUAUCAUCCCUAUCGUUAUUUUAGUCGUUGCGGUUUGCUGCGGUCUUCUACCGCUCCCCGAUCGUAUAAGUAUCACGAUUAAUUAUCAAUUAAAAAAUUCGCGUCACCGGAUCAAUCUUUUUUUCCCGACGCGUCCUGGAAGCAAUAAAGUAUAUAACGGGUAUGGUAGGAUCGACGCCUGCAACGUUUUCCAAAAGGGGUCUCUAUUUGUUUCAACAAUUUUCAACGUUUUUCUUUUUCAUCUAUUCAAUUUGUUUUUUAUUUUCGCGUUGCGUAUCCAGGAAGAAACUUGCUCGUGCCUUUUCCCGAGAAUUGUUCUAUUCCAACCUGCUGCAUAGGAUCGAUCUUUUUUUUUUUCGAUGCACCAACUUCUCGGGAAAACGCAAAGCAAAGGGGCAAACUCUACUACACUUUCCGUAAAAAUAAAUAAAGUAAAUAAAAUAAUAAAAAAAAAAAAAAGAAGACACGUAUCUAUACACGGAGGACGCGAGAGAUAUUUGCAUGUGUGUAUGUACGCGAAUACUCUAGAUAACACAAGGCACACACAUUGAAAUACUUGCAUAUAAUAUAUAUGAUAUUAACAUAUGUAAGGAUUAACAUAUGAUGUAAGAGUACAGACAAAUACGUCUAGAUAUAUGAUGUAUAGUGUAAUACUGAUAUAUAUUUUUCUUCGAGUAACGGAAGACAAUAUUUCUCCGAUCUUCGUCGAGCGUAAACAUAUUAUUAAUAUUAAAAUAAUAACUUUUUAGACGACGCGUUCGCAAGAUUAUUAAAGGUUGCAUUUGGACAACACAUAUAAAGAAAAUGGAACGCGCAAUGAGACUAAAAACUCACAUAGAUAAUAAUUUAAGAAGACAUUUGGACAUCUCUUUUUGAAAGACUCGCGCCAUUUUUCGCGUAAUAAAAAAAAAUUACCGCGAGCGCGUAAUUGGUCGAAAACGACUACGACGACAGGGAGGAGGAGGAGGAAGAGGAGGAGGAGGAUGAAAACGAUGACGAAAAUUCUUUUUUGAAAGGCGGGGUUGUAAUAAUAGAACGACUGCGUUUUCCUUCUAUUUGCGAAUUCGGUGAGUCUACUUAAACUCAAUAAUUAAUAAAUGGUGAUAAAAUGAUUAAGAGUUUUGACGAAUAAUAAUAAUAAUAAUAAGGCAAAAUAAUUAGCCUGUGUGCACGCGCGCGCGCGCUCUUUUCGCGCUGAAAAAUAAUCUAAGAUAUAAAAUAAUAAUUAUCAUUAAAUAUAUUAUAUAUAUAUAUAUAUAUAAAAAUUAAGAGAGAAGAGAACAAAAAAAACAGAGAUACUCGUUCAUAGGUUAACGUUUUAACCGGUAUGUUUAUAUAAGUGUAUACACGUAUGUGCGUGCGUACUGGAGACGUGCGUGGAUGAGAAGGGGUGGGUGGUGCCAUUGUUGGGGUGUGCUACCUCUCUCUGUUCAAUAUGCAAAGUACAAAUGUACGUGCGUGUAUGCUCGUAUAUAUGCGUAUAUGUAUAUUAUAUAUACAUAAAAUAUUCUAUAAUAAUGUGUAAGUCGCGUUCUUCAUUCGUGCGUUGGCAAACGAAACGAAAAGAAAAAAAAAAAAGAAGAGAUUCAAAUCCAAGAUUGAGAUUAGCAGCUAGCUGGUGAGGCGUGUGUUUGAUCGACCGAGUCUAAUUAAAUUAAUUUCUAUUUAUAAUAUUAAGCGCAGGAAUAUAAAAAAAAAAGAAAAAAAAAAAGAAAAAAACAAAAAACAUUUUAGUCAAUAAGAAGCGAUAAUUAAUUUAUAUACUUAAACAAUUCGCGCGUUACAACACUCGUCUCCGAGUUUCUUCGAAGUCCGAAACACUUUUGACUCUAAUUAGAAAUAUUUUUAGAAUCCAAAUACCCCUCGGUCUGUCUACAAGGGAAAUUACAUAUUUUUUUUUUUUUUUUAGCCCUAAAGAUUUGUCCCCACCGCGUAGAUUAAGCGAUUCGAUUGAGAAUGAUCUUAUUAUUUAUUAUUAAUUAUAAUUAAGGUUAAUUUAGAAGUAUUAUUUGACAGAUCUUUUUAACCACCACUACCCCUUGGGCAAUUUGUUCCUUUUUUUUUCUUUCUUAAUCUUUUCCAAUAUUUUGUUCCUUUUUUUCAUAUCAUUUCGUAGAUUUAGUUGGCGAGAUAGACCGAGGGGGACACGCGAGGGAUGCGAGAGAAAGAAAAAUUGGGUGAGGAAUAAAAAAAAAAGUGACAAGCGAAAUAUCAUCCAAAGUAGGAGGGUAUAUAUACGUUUGAAGAAACAAAUAAUGCAGCGUUUAUUAUUAUUAUUAUUUUUCUAAUAAAUAUAUCGGAUAUCGAUAAUCUCGGAAGGACGUUGUGGUCUCGUCGCGCGAAAAUGGACGAAGAAGGAUGUGAGAAAUUUCGAGCAAUAAGCGAUAAAACAACCUUAUUAAAAAGCAUCUACAAUAUUACCACUUUAUCAAUAUGUACCUAUAAUAAUAUUAAUAAUAAUAUAAUAUUAACAAUAAUAAUAAUAAUAAUAAUAAUUAAUAACGAUAAGCGAGCGUUUGCGUAGGUCGUAAGUCUGACGAGGAUGAUGGAAAUAAAAUCUAAGAGAUACGAAAAACUUAAUACUUAAGAGGACGCUGAGAAAGAAAAGAAAGAAAAGAAAAGAAAAAGGUUCAGGGGGUGGGAGUGGGCUUUUGAGGGAGAAGGUGGAAAAUGAAAUAAACGAGAAAGGGAAAAAAAAGAAAAGCGUGAGAGAAAGGGCAUACGUUAGGGGUGAAAGAAAAUAAGGAACGAGGUGGGAAGGGUUUAUCAUCCCUUCCGAACGACAAGUAAUAUUCUCUAGUGAUAUACACUUAUACAUAUAUUAUUAUAUAUGUAUAUAUAAUAAUAAUAAUAAUAAUAAUAAUAAUAAUAAUAUUAUAUACAAUAUUACUAUAUGACGAUAAUCAUACCGUAUUAUUAGCGAUGAGAAUACUUGCGAACGAUGUUUUAGGUUUGUAAGAAGGGAUUAAACGAAAUGGAACAGGAAGGGAUGAAACUUGACGAUUCAAUUAAUUGAUUAACAAACGUGGAUUUGCGUGUGCGUGUGAGAUAAUGUUAACGAAAAAAAAAAAAGGAUGAUUACUUACAAUUAGUAAUAUUUGACAAAGAGAGAUGAACGAGAUACCAGGCCUGAAUUUUUACUUCUUCUAAUCGAAAAAAAAAAAACAAAAAAAAAGAAACAAAUUUAUAAUUUUUUUUAUUUUGUUCGAUUCGAUGAUAAUAAGCGGAGCCAGGGUAUCGCAAACGCGUCUUCUUCCCUCUCCUCCUAUUUUUUUUGCUCCCAUUUGACAAACGGAAUUUUUUUUUUUUGCUCCUUUUCGGAGGGAGAGAAAAAAAAACAAGUCCCUGCUUUUUCUCAUCUGAACACACGCACACCACCUACACGUUUUAUAUACGACACGAGCGAGAUCAAUUUUUUCGAAGGAAUUUUCUCUUUCUCUCUCUCUCUCUUUCUCUCUUUUUCUAUCUUUUCCCCUCUCUCUCUCUCUCUCUUUCUCUGUGUUGUACGGCUUGCUCGUCGAUAAAGGAAAAAAAAAAUACAAGAAAAGUCGAGCUUUCGUGAUAUUUGUACUUAACUGUUAAGCCCAUUAAUAAAAAAAAAAAAAAAAAAAAAAAAAACAUACUGAUGUGUUUUUAAGUAAAAUAAUCGAAUUAACGCGAUUAUCAAAGCGUCGAUGAUAGCAAUAACAUUUUUUGGUAGAUUAUGGUGAUGAUGAUGACGACGAUGAUGAUGAUGAUGAUGAUGAUGGAUGUUUGAUGUCGUUCGACUCGACGAGCAAGCGAAUUAAAUCGGCAAUAAUAUUAAAAUAAAUCGCGCUUAGGUGAAAACGGGAAAAUCGUCGAUCGUUCUUCAAUAUUUUUCUUUUUUUUUUUUUUCAUGAAAUGUUGAAGGGGAUUACGAUAGAAAACACAAAGCGAAUAGUAAGACAUUUUUGAGUUAGUUCAUAUCCGUUAAAGAAGAAGACGAUCGUGUGAUAUUUUCACGGGGUGAUGAAACAGAUUUCCAAAAUGAAAAGAUGAAAAAAAGAUAAAAAAAAGAAAAUAAGGUGCGAUGAGACUACGUUGCGUUUGAAGAAUUCGUCAUAAUAUUUUCUCUAUCUCUUUUUUCUUACUUCCUAUCAAUUUUUCAUUCCUCGAAAAAUAAACAAAUUUCCUUCCUAGUUUUUUUCUCUAUCUCACUAUCCUUCAAAUUCAUAUUCUGCUCCCUUUCCCACGACCACCAACACCACCACCAACACCACCACCGAUGAUCAUAUAUAUGUAUUUUACAUUGCGGAUGUCUAAAGUAAUUUAUCAUUAACGUAGCUUGUAUUUUGAUGAGCGCUAACCAUCUACUAGUUGACUGUAUGAAUCAUUAGGUGAAGCAUGCUGGUUUCAAUUAUCUUCCAUUUAAUAUCUUUAUCUCUUUCUUACCUAUCACGGAUAUAUUUUUCAUAUACAUAUGUACAUAUUUACAAUAGUAUAUUGCAUAGAUCAAAUCACGUUUUUUUUUUUAUUAUUAUUAUCGAUUUUGGAAGAAUAAACAACAAACGAAAAUCUUUUUUUUUUUAAUUCUUGCAAGAAACAUCAAAAAUUCCAAAUAAUUAUCAACGAUACUAAUUUAUUUAUGUAUAUAUGUAUACGAAAUAUGAAUUCUGCUUCCUUCGAAUUUUUUCUUCCAUUGAAACGAGAAAGAGAGAAAGGAAUUAUCGAAUUCCCUGUAACAUUUUUUUCUUCCUCUUUUUUUUUUUUUUAAAUAAAUGGGAAGAACUAGGGGAUCACCUAGCCCAGUUUAUUUGGAAGAUCUAGGAAUGCUGAUCUCCUUUGGCCAGAUCCACUUUUACUUUAUUUUUUAUCUCUCUGUUUCUUUCUCUAAUCUCAAAGAACGUCUUUCGUAAUCUUCCCACGUAUUUUCUUCUAUUUCAUUGGAGAAUACGUUUGUGUAGCACCUCUCUCACUCUCUUUCUAUUUCUAUUUCUAUGUCUAUGUUUCUUCUUUUUUUUUCGCCUAUGCUUUUUAUUUUGUUGCGAGGAAGAAAGAUGAAUUAUGUAAAGGACAAAAAUAAUUAUAGAAAAAGAAAGAAGGGGUGAGGAAAAGGGUGAGGGGAAGGAGAGAGGGAAAGAGAGUAGUCGAAUGCAAGGAUAAGAAAAUGCAUUCUAUAUCUCUCUCUAUCUCAUUUCACUAAAUUCCAUUUGUUUUCCAAGCCAUCCAACACUCCUAAGUAUGUAAAAAAAAAAAAAAAA